Molecule: messenger RNA, 1063 nt
Organism: Amborella trichopoda
Lineage: Eukaryota; Viridiplantae; Streptophyta; Magnoliopsida; Amborellales; Amborellaceae
Product: RNA-binding (RRM/RBD/RNP motifs) family protein
Molecular function (GO): RNA binding
Source: RefSeq, a predicted model, not a curated record
CAUCCCUAAAAUCCUGCCUCCAAGAGUCCAGAGCUUUUGGUGCAAGAGGAUUGAGGGAGAGAGAGUUCUAGAGAGAGAGGCGGAGAGUUCUAGAGAGAGAGGAGAGGGGAAGAAGAGAACUAAGAAGGCUGCUCUCUCAUUACAAGAAGCCUUUCUCUCUCUUAUUCUGAGAAAAUUUAGACAUGGCCUUGAGAGCACGUCUUGGUAUUGAAGUGAGGCGUCUGUACUCUUCCUAUGCUUCCUCCUUCGUUCCUCCACCAUCACCAACGCCUCCUCCUCCUCCCGCUGAGCCGUCCACAAACCUGUUUGUCUCAGGCAUGUUUUCAGAUGGGCUUAGUAAGCGCACUACAACUGAGGGACUUAGGGAAGCUUUCUCCAAAUUUGGCCAAGUUGUUCAUGCCAGAGUUGUCACAGACCGGGUUUCAGGAUACUCAAAGGGCUUUGGUUUUGUCAAAUAUGCCACACAGGAGGAGGCAGCUGAGGGUAUAGCGGGCAUGGAUGGCAAGUUUCUAGAUGGCUGGGUUAUUUUUGCUGAAUAUGCGAGGCCCAGAACUCCCAACCCCCCAUCUCAGACUGAAUUUCAACCAUGAGGUGUCAUGGAAUUUGAGCUAAUUUAUUAUGGCCUGUGGAGCACUGCUUUUUUGUGGAUUAUAAAUUGUUUGCUGGAGAUGGGAUCAUAAACCUUAGCUUUUGGGUUAAGGAACUCUUUUGAGGGUUUAAGUGCCUGUUUAUUGUGGUAGAAAGGAAAAAGAAAUAGAGGUUCAUAACAGUGGAGGUAUUCGGGUUAGGGGCGGUAUCAUUCGGGUUUAUAGUAGUAGAAAGAAAUGAAAUAGAGACGCAUUAGCGGUUAAGAGGUAACUCUUAUGAUUGCUUGGCUUACUGGACUGGACAUAAUUCAAAUGCUUGUGAGGAAUGUACACAAGGGUUGCCUACAUUUCCAACAGAUUGAUAGCAUCGAAGGAAAUUCCUUGUGGCUGUCUUGCCAUUCAUUGUGAUAAUUGUGCCUGAUCUUGGAAAAUACUUUUACAAUCUCUUAGUAAAAUACUUUCUAGUUAUCUUGCCA